UUUAAAUUUCUAACCCGUGAGGCAAGGCAUCUGUGUAAACAUAUAAACAGGUAAAGGUGUGCGUCUUCUGCUGGACUUCUCUUGGACACUGCACGCGCGGACUUUUGAGGAUGUUUUCCACAGCCGGGAAGCGCUGUUUUACUAUUGAGUCGUUAGUUGGCAAAGAGAGCCCGAUGACAGCCGAAGAACCCAUCCGACCGACAGCUCUCAGCUACACGUCCACGCCGACCGACGGUUUCAUGGGUGGCUAUCAGCCCCCGGCAAGCAGGUCUCUCUACCCAAAUCCAGAGCUCGUGUUCCCGGAGACCGUCAGCCACCCAUCCCUCGCCGUGCACCCGCACCAGCUCGGCAGCGCACACCUACAGCACCCGCACUUCUUUAGCACGCAGCAUCGCGAGCCGCUCAACUUUUACCCGUGGGUCUUACGCAACAGAUUCUUCGGUCACAGAUUUCAAGGAAACGAUGUUUCCCAAGACGCCCUCCUCCUGCACGGGCCGUUCGCGCGGAAGCCCAAACGCAUUCGAACGGCAUUCUCUCCGUCACAGCUCCUGCGACUCGAGCGAGCUUUCGAGAAGAAUCACUACGUGGUUGGAGCAGAGCGAAAACAACUCGCGAACAGCUUGAGCUUGUCAGAAACACAGGUCAAAGUGUGGUUCCAGAACCGUCGCACCAAGUACAAGCGCCAGAAGCUGGAGGAGGAGGGUCCAGAGAACGGCCAGAGGAAGAAGGGGAACCACCACAUCAACCGCUGGCGCCUCGCCACCAAACAGACGCCAAACAGCGAGGACAUCGACGUCAUGUCCGAAUCCUAAAGUCCCUCACUGCAACCCCCCCACCUCACCUCACCUCACCUCUCCAAUCCCCACUUCCUACCCAGACACAAGACCAACCAUGGGCCCUAUUUAUUAUGAUGAUGUGAAAAAGAUUUACUGAUUACUUGUAUGUAAAUGUUUCGUUGUGGACUUAAGAAGGACUGAAUGCGUCCAUGGAGAGAACUAAGACUUGAUUCUUGCUUCAGGCUUGCUCUGAACACCCACACCCAAUGACACCUUAAUGUGGACAUCUCUCUCGUUCAUGCUCUUUAUACUCUUGACAGACAAGCCCCCACCUUUUCUUUGAGUUCACCAUAUCAUCCCAACUUCUAUUUUUUCCACAAAUAUUCAACAAACGGUCACAACCAUUUCUGUGAGUUAAGCACUGCUCCUCUGUUUCUGGUCCACCUGAUUUCUUCUUGAUCAGACACAUUUGUGGGGCUAUGUGCCCUUCGAUGAACAGGGUGCUGAGAAGAUUCCAGAGGAAAAAAGAAAAAAAAAACAUUUUCUAAUCGGGUUUGAUGAAAUGACCCGCUUCUUGUGGGCACUUACACUCAUACACAGUACUAUUGUUUUCUUCACAGAACCAUGCAAACACCAUCCAUACAUUCUCUCUCUCAACUUCUCUCUCUCAAUUUCUCUCUCUCUCUCUCUCUCUCUCUCUCUCUCUCUCUCUCUCUCUCUCUCUCACACACACAAAUACACACACACACACAUUUCCUCACACUCCUGCCCACCCUAUAUUUGGUGUGUGAGCGUAUGAAUGGAAGAAAAAAAAUGCAGUGCGUGUGUGCAUGUGCGGGCAGCGUGCACCCUUUCUCAAGUGUGCACUGCACUGGCUGAAGCUGUGUGUUGAUUCUGAUGGCCAUGCAGGCUCCUUGGCUUGGCGUUCAUGGACUGUUUAUAGACAGCUGGGCCAAGCCAAGGUCAGAGUUGAGAGUUGAGAGCCCGUGUAAUCCCGCUCUUUUGUGUGCUUGACCUCCUCUGCUUUGGCACACACAGGAGUCGCAGAGCAGAGGAGAGUUUCCCAUGGGCAAAGCAAUGUGCAGACUUCUUUUCCGCUGUGUGUGUGUGUGUGUGUGCGUGUUAUAAGAUAUUACAUGACCAUGCCGCAUGUUCCACCCUUGUGUGUGUGAAGAGAAAAGUGUGUGUGUGUGUGUGUGUGUGUGUGUGUGUGUGUGUGUGUGUGUGUGUGUGUGUGUGUGUGUGUGUGUGUGUGUUAGAUGAUUUAUUGCAUCACACUGUGUUAAAAGACAGGGUUUGCAUGAAUGUGUAUUGAUAACACGCGUGUGUGUAUGCGAGUGUGUGCGCACGCGAGAGUGUGUGUGUGUGUGUGCAAGCAUGUGUGUGCAAAUGUAUUUCUUUGGUGCAUCAACCAUCUCUGGUUCUCACACAGUUGAAAUAUUUGCCAACAAAUAUCCCAAUGAAUUUUUCCAGAUGAAAAAAAGUUGUAAAAAUAAAU
Molecule: messenger RNA, 2274 nt
Organism: Engraulis encrasicolus (European anchovy)
Lineage: Eukaryota; Metazoa; Chordata; Actinopteri; Clupeiformes; Engraulidae
Gene: emx1
Product: empty spiracles homeobox 1
Exons: 3
Coding region: 111-812 (233 amino acids)
Biological process (GO): neuron differentiation; central nervous system development; regulation of transcription by RNA polymerase II
Cellular component (GO): nucleus
Molecular function (GO): RNA polymerase II cis-regulatory region sequence-specific DNA binding; DNA-binding transcription factor activity, RNA polymerase II-specific
Source: RefSeq, a predicted model, not a curated record